Molecule: messenger RNA, 3246 nt
Organism: Octopus bimaculoides (California two-spot octopus)
Lineage: Eukaryota; Metazoa; Mollusca; Cephalopoda; Octopoda; Octopodidae
Product: nucleoporin NDC1-like
Biological process (GO): nuclear pore organization
Cellular component (GO): nuclear pore transmembrane ring
Molecular function (GO): protein-macromolecule adaptor activity
Source: RefSeq, a predicted model, not a curated record
GAGAUUUUCAAAUUGUUCGUUGAUUUUUGUUAAAGCAGCCUAUUUCUAAAUACUUGAAGCAUGUUGUCCAGCAACGGGUUAACAAUAGACCAGUGGUUCUAUUAUGAGAGUUUAGUAUGUUACAGCAGACAAUGAUCAUAGUGCACAGCAGUAAGAAUUGACUCAAGAAAGACGGAAGAUUCUGAGUAAGACUGGGGAGAGAAGAAAUAAGAAUUAGGAAUAAAGAGACAAGAAUCAGUAAUGAUGAAAGGCAUUGACUUGGAGCAAAAGGAAUAAAUUCAAUGCAAGAAAUGGAGCUAGAAGAUGUCAUCUGACAAAGCUGAGGCAGUCAGGGAAAGAAUGAGAAUUCUUAAUCAAGAAAGUAAAAUAUGAACAAUGAAGCAAGAAUAUUUUACUUCAGGCAGAACAAGAAAACAGGUGCAUCGUUGGCGAUGUGGUGCCAGUAUUUGGUGGUCUUCUGUCAUAGCAAUCAUUGUCUCACUAGCUUAUAUUGUUAUAACAUACUUUCUUCAGCUGUCAGAUUACUUUGGAGCCUAUUUCACUCUAAGAGCCCUCUGUUUUACUAUACUUGCUGUCUCUCUGCAUGCCAUAUUGGCUGUCUAUAAUUCACAUCACUAUACAGUGGUUCCUCAAAUAUCAACAACCAGGCUUAAUAAUGUCUUGGAGUUCUUCCGCAUCCAAUAUAUUCUCCAGGGAUUUAUCUAUACCAUUUCCAGUAUGCUCAUCACAGUAUUUGCUUCAUGGAUAAUGAAGGACUCUUUCUCCACACUGGCUGUUCCCUGUGCAGAAGAUAGCCCUGCCAUCUACCUGAAUGACAACAAACUUUUCUUACUGACUGCAGCCAUUUAUCAUGGAUUGUUGUUCCAUCUAAGGUUUUAUAGGAAUCAGUACAACUAUACACCUUUCAAAAUUAUACAGCAAGCCAAGUUCUUUCAAGUUAAAAGUCAACUAGUUCCAGUAUUAUUUGAAUCUGCUGCUCAAAUUUUCAAACAGCUGCUAGGUUUUUACCUGAUAUUCUACUUUCUUGGACAUCUUCCUCGAGACUUAACUGCUCAUCUCUGUCGACUCUCAAUCUGCCCAGAAACAAAUUUGUCCAGUGUUCAGAGUCUUCUUCAACCAGAAUUGUUUUUGCAGUCAUUUUUCCUUGGAACCUACAUGUAUUUCAUCUGGCAUUUAGCUGCCGUUUUACUAAGGACAUAUUUAACUGAGAGUUAUGAAUUUCGUAUAGAGCCUGGUUUAGAUCAUCUAUCAGAUAAAUGUUUGCACAAUGCUCUUAGCUGCAAGAGCAACCCUUGGAUUCAGUACCUCGGCUUUCUGGAUCUCUUCCAACUGUCCAGAUUCUCCUUCAAUAGACGUCAAGUUCUUUUCAGUGCGACUUUUCCAGGGUGCCACCCCAAAAACUGGAGCCAAAUCUAUCAUAUAUGUUUAGAGAACCUACGUCAACUAAAGGAUGCUACCCAAGAAUUUAACCACAAUGCAUUUGUGCAAGCAGCCAUUCCACAGCAAAACACACCUAAUUGGUUGCACAACUCAAGCCUGUCUGCAAGUCGCUACCUCAAGCCAACAUCUUUGGGCCACAUGAGUCUUAAUGAAUCAGUAACUGGUACAUCUCUCCGUGAAGAAAGACCUAUAAAAGUCAGCUUACAAACUAAGAUUUUAGAGGUGUUGAAAAAGAAGCCAGUGUUUGGUUAUUUCCUACGAGAACUACCAGAUGCUGCACCUCGGAAAUUAUUCUCCUCAGUUCAAAUCCAUAUCUGGGCAGUAGAAGCUCUAUCCCGAUUGGUAGCAGCCUCCUACACUGAAGAUGCACUUGGUAUUGUACAGCAGAACUUACCAGAGAUACUUAAUGUUUUGGUAUCACUCUUUGAGAACGUGGAAAGACAUUUCAAACUGACAUCAACUCUUGGACGUCGAAGCCUUACUGGUGUCAACUGUUCCCAUGACUUAGCUCUUCGACAUGCCUUCCGUUCUGCUUUGAAGUCUGCCAUAUACCGAAUUGUUGACACAUUUGGAAAAUGUGUCUUAGAUUUCCGGCUUAGUCUCGAAACCCAAAGACGCCUCAAGUUAUUUCUAGAAUACAAAGAAUGAAAGACUGAGUAAUUCAUGCCUUGGAAUCAGAAUUGAGUUUCAUCAACAUUCUCAGUGAAACUGCUACCAGGAGAUUUUUUAACAGUACCAAGUAACUGCUAUCAACUCACUGCUCAAUAUCCAAACAUACAGAUAAAUAUAUAACUGGAAAGUUCAAAAAAUCAACUUUUCUGUACAGAGAGGAGUCAUAUGAUAUCAGUUAUAUAUAAUGAGGAUGUUGGUUCCAAACAUUAACUAAAGCCAGAAUGGUUCAGCUUUCAUCACAGAAUUAUUGUCUUUAUUAACCAGAAUUUUGUUACACCUGAAGAAAACAAUAUGGCAGUCUUCUACCAGAUAAUAUAACAAUGUUGAUGCAACUUGUUGAGCUUCCCUCUGUUACUGAUAUUCAGCUGUUUUUUCUGAUAACAGUUUCUGACAAGCUUAUUUGAUCUCUAAUUCUAACAGACAUUACUACUUCUUUUGUAUAUUAAUUUCUCUUUUUUUUCUGUCCAAGACCAUUUCUUAGCUUUUGAAAAAUUGUAUCUGGAUAACAAAGGUCCACUAAUCUUCACAUUGUACUAUGAUGGAGAUUACCCCAGUAAUUUGGAGUAUAUCCAAAAACAAGGUUGCCCCAAUACACUUAACUGAUGUCUUUGCUUUGUUUGGCAUGACAGCUCAGUAACACUGGCUAUUCCAUCUCUGGGUGUGUUUAAAUUCAUAGAACAAGCCAACCUUGAUAUAGAAUAUUAAUAUUUUUUUUGUUUAAUUGUUUUGUUUGUUUCUGUUCUUUUCAUUCUUUCCCUAUUAACAUUCCUCAAAUAUUGAAUAUCUAUAUUUGUUUUAUGUCAUGAAAAUUUAGAAACUUUAAGAGAACGUAAAAUAUUUUGUUUUUAAUGUUUGAACUCAAAGUAGAUUAAGUUAAAAAUAAUGACAUGUAAAUAUUGGGUUUAUAGAAGCUUUACAGAGUUCCGUGAACAGCCUUUGACUUUUCUAUCCAAAGGGUUUUCUAACUCAAUAGUAUUUACAUGCUAUUAUUUAUAUCUCUAUCUACUUAGAGCCACCAUAAAAAAAAUUAUCUAAAUUUGUAUUCUGGUUAGGGUGACCAAGGGAAAAUAUGCAUCCUUCCCUUAAUUGUAAUUGGAAAUUAGUGUCUCAAAAUAAAAUUCAAAUUUUCUUAAA